Lobosporangium transversale is the source of this 759-nucleotide messenger RNA. RefSeq names its product RmlC-like cupin domain-containing protein. Gene Ontology annotation, biological process: L-cysteine catabolic process. Gene Ontology annotation, molecular function: cysteine dioxygenase activity; ferrous iron binding. Bases 1 to 759 code for a protein of 252 amino acids. NCBI's taxonomy places the organism in Eukaryota, Fungi, Mortierellomycota, Mortierellomycetes, Mortierellales, Mortierellaceae. The transcript is spliced from 2 exons. The record is from RefSeq and is a predicted model, not a curated record.
AUGCCCAUCAACUCCGAACAAGAUGGUGUAAAUGCCACUCCAUAUCCUAAAAAUGAUGCCAAUGUCCCCGUUCCAAAAGACCUUGACGACCUUGUUCGCCUUUUGCACCUCGAGUUAGGUGAUAAUGGUCUAGACAGCGAUGGUGUUGAUGUCGAAAGAAUCCAGAAGCUAAUGGCCAACUACAAGUCUAAUGAACAGGACUGGUCCAAGUACGCUCUCUUUGAUAAGGGUCGCUACACACGUAACCUUGUUGAUGAUGGGAAUGGCAAAUUUAAUCUUAUGAUCCUUGCCUGGCCAGAGACUAUUGGAAGUGCCAUCCAUGAUCACUCUGGCUCCCACUGUCUCAUGAAGAUCCUUGAUGGGGAACUCAAAGAGACCCUUUACCACUGGCCAGAAAAGCUCAUUCAAGAGUCAGACAACACAGACUCUGGUGUUGGUAGUGAUAACAGUGAUGAUGAAGAUAAGAAAUCCGCCACCACAGCGAUGAAAGUCAAGAAAGAGACAUUCCUGCAAAGAGAUACCGUCGCAUAUAUGCACGACAAGCUGGGCUUACAUGCUGUUGCCAACCCACUUAAAACACAGGGCUCAAUCUCCCUCCACCUUUACACUCCACCUUACGAGACUUGCAAGACGUUCAAUGAACGCUCGUCCAAGGCCCGCUCAUCCGGCAAAUGUGUGUUCUACUCUUCCCGGGGUCAAAAGAUUGAAUCCUGUCCUUCUGUAGAGUACUUAAAGUGCUCCCUGACAAAUACCAAAUAA